UUUUUACAUUUAUGGAGCAUUUUACUUCAGUUGGCUGUUGGUAUUUUUAAACCAUUUCUGGUAAAAAAAGAAAGAAAAAAAAGAAAAAAAAGAAAGAUGUUUGCUGAUUGAAUAAUUGGAUUGAGAGACGGACAACAGCGUCUAAAACAAGAGAGUUAGGCCGGGGAAGGAGGAUGAGGUCCGGGUAUAAAGAGUGAUGUCAGCAGUCAGAGACUACAUUCUUUGACCACCGGACACAUACAAGGAGUUUGAGCAUCAGAGGUGCGCUGAUACCUUUAGGAAAAGAAAUAUACCGGAAGUGGCUGUAGAAUGGCUAAGUUAUACAAGAAAACCUCUGGGAAUGGCACACUCACCCUUUACCUGGGAAAGAGAGACUAUGUCGACCAUGUUCAGAAUGUGGACCCUAUCGAGGGAGUGGUGAAACUUGAUCCUGCAGGCCUUGCAGGCAGGAAAGUGUUUGUGAAGCUGGCUUGUGCCUUCCAUUACGGCCGUGAGGACCUGGAUGUCAUUGGACUGUCCUUUAGGAAAGACAUCUGGGUCAAGCACAUCCAGUUGUACCCUGAUGCUGGCCACAAACCCAACCUCACUCCCAUGCAUGUCUGCCUGCUCAAGAAGGCAGGAGAGCAAGGCCGUGCCUUCACUUUCGAUAUUGCCACAAACCUUCCCUGCUCUGUUACACUCCAGCCAGGACCAGAUAAUGCUGGAAAGGCUUGCGGUGUGGACUUUGAAGUCAAGACGUACAUUGCAACUGAGGCAGACCCCGAAGAGAAACUUGAUAGGAAGGACACUGCUCGCAUGACCGUCCGUAAGAUCCAGUUUGCCCCAGACGCGACUGGUGCUCCUGGGCCCAGGGCCGACAUCUGCAAGAGCUUCAUGAUGUCGGACAAGCCUGUCCACCUACAGGCCUCGCUGGAAAAGGAGAUCUACUAUCAUGGAGAUCCGAUCAACGUCAACAUCAAAGUCAAAAAUGAAACCUCCAGAACAGUGACAAAAAUCAAAAUCAUAGUUGAGCAGACUACAGACGUGGUUCUCUACUCCGCAGACAAAUACACCAAAACCGUACUUUCUCAAGACUUUGGAGAGACAAUAGAUGCCAAUAGCACAUUCGAUAAAUCCCUUGCCAUCACCCCCCUACUGGCCGAAAACAAGAAGAAGCGCGGCCUGGCGCUGGAAGGCAGACUGAAGGACGAGGACACGAACCUGGCCUCCAACACUAUUAUUAGAGCCGGUAUGGAUAAGGAAGUGUUGGGAAUCUUGGUUUCCUACAAAAUCAAGGUCAACUUGAUGGUGUCUUCAGGAGGCUUGUUGGGAGGUCUCACAGCCAGUGACAUACAGGUGGAGCUCCCGCUGAUUCUCAUGCAUCCCAAACCCCAAGAAGUAAGGGAGGUUACCCUUGAGGUUGAGUAAAUUCCCUCAGCAGUAGAGAAAAGAAAGAGGGACUGCAAAGACGAAUGGAGCAACGCCGUUGACAGCUGCUCAGAUUGAGACUGACGAACAAACCAAAGAAUAAACAGGAAUACCUCAUAAGAAGAACCAUCCAUCAAAAACACACGAUAUUGAUUUAUUUGACUAAUACAGACAUGUCCUCAGUUGUGGUUUUGUGAGCUUGUACUGUAUGUUGAUAUCCAGCCAUGCAUCUGAAUCAUAUCGCUUUACCAUUCACUUAGUACUUCUCACAUAAAUCCAUGGGGGGAGUCAAUGAUCACAUCCAACCAGUGGCGACGCGUCAUUCAGGGCAGCUGAGGCCGUUUUGAACCAGUUUUUUUUGUUAGCCUGUUUUGCAUGCUAUUUUGGCAUUCAUACGUGUCACAUAUCAGUUUGCAAAUUAUGUCAAACAUGGUCUUUUUUUUUUUUCUUGAGCAAGGCAGCUCCAAUAUGCAGGUGUUUCAGCCUAGCUCAGUACUUUUUAUGGUGGUGGGGCAGCCAGCGGAAAAUAUGGAGCGUAGGAUUUGUUCUCUAGUUGCGCCAUGAUUGCCUCAGUGUUCUGUCACUCAUGGGGACACUAUGUCACCGAAAAAUCUACGGGUGGAGCUUGAAAUGUCAAUCCCCUUGAGUGCUGCCAUAGACUUACAUUAGAAGUGCCCAUACAAGAAGGCUCAAGGUCAUUAGCCACAGAUAAAAUGACGUUAAAUCACGUUAUAUCUACCGUAGCUUUGAUUGGACUGAUCAUGUGAACAUCAUACUUCCAAAAUCUUAGCUAGCAAUCUAGACAAGCAGUCAUCAUCAUGCAUCAAGUCGGUAAUCUACUGCCAAAUCCUUUUCAAUCCUUGAAGAGAAAUUACAGAUAAAACGGAUCGGUGCUCAUCGGCCAUUGGACAUUACACAACAAGUUGGAAAUCGCAAAUUCAACAAUGAGUGCUCACUGCAGCCCCGGGUUCGAUCCCAGGUUGUGUCACAGCCGGCUGUGCCCGGGAGACCCAUAAGGCGGCACACAAUUGGCCCAGCGUCAUCCGGGUUAGGGGAGGGUUUGGUCGGCAGCAAUGUCCUUGUCUCAUCGUGCUGUAGCAACUCCUUGUGGUGGGCCGGGUGCCUGCAAGCUGACUUCGGUCAUCAGUUUGACAGUGUUUCCUCCGACACAUUGGUGCGGCUUGCUUCCGAGUUAAGUGAGCAGUGUUUCAAGAAGCAUUGCUGCUUGGCUCUCAACCUUCGCCAAGUCCAUAGGGGAGUUACAGAGAUGAGACAAGAUUGUAACUACCAAUUGGAUAUCACGGAAAAAGGGGGAAAUGUCAGACUUCAGUGAGUUCAAGACGACUGGGAACUCAGAUAAAACCAGCUCUGACUGGGAAAUACAGAAAAUAAGUUUGAAUGGUCAUCCAACUCAGAAUUCCAAGUCGGAAUUUCGGGCCUAUUUCUAGAGCCCACUAGAAAGACUGACGUGCCACCUUCCUGUUCAAGUGAGCACAGCACAACAAAAAUGUGCUGUGUCCAAAAAUGUAUUUUAUGCUGCUGCAUAACCAUGCAUAAUGAUGUUUUGCCCCUAAACAGGAUUGACAUGCUAAAAUUGCCACUGCAUCUAACAUACAGGGGGGUUUAUUGGUUUGUCAAUAAAAUCCUACUCAUAAACUACUCCAACCAACACGGUGUCCAGUUGUUUAUCAUGUUCAAAGAAUUGUGUUUUUCUGUGAGAUGUAUGUUUUUGGCUGAUAAGUAAUUGAACCAAAUAAAAACACCACAU
Messenger RNA from Oncorhynchus kisutch (coho salmon), 3175 nucleotides. RefSeq names its product arrestin-C-like. Gene Ontology annotation, molecular function: G protein-coupled receptor binding. The transcript has 15 exons. The coding region runs from base 310 to 1407 and encodes 365 amino acids. The record is from RefSeq and is a predicted model, not a curated record. Lineage: Eukaryota; Metazoa; Chordata; Actinopteri; Salmoniformes; Salmonidae. Gene Ontology annotation, biological process: G protein-coupled receptor internalization; signal transduction; visual perception.